Messenger RNA from Chrysochloris asiatica (Cape golden mole), 5541 nucleotides. It is a transcript of the gene COL27A1, whose product is annotated as collagen, type XXVII, alpha 1. Bases 1 to 5541 code for a protein of 1846 amino acids. The record is from RefSeq and is a predicted model, not a curated record. Gene Ontology annotation, molecular function: extracellular matrix structural constituent. The transcript has 61 exons. NCBI's taxonomy places the organism in Eukaryota, Metazoa, Chordata, Mammalia, Afrosoricida, Chrysochloridae.
AUGGGAGCGGGAUCGGCGCAGGGGGCCCGAGGCACAGCGGCAGCGGCGCGCGGGGGGGGGUAUCUCUUCGCCUGGAUCAUAGUCUCGUUUGCCUGUCACCUGACCUCCACCCAAGGAGUUCCUGAAGAUGUGGAUGUCCUCCAGCGGCUGGGCCUCAGUGGGACGAAGGUGGCAGGUGGGCGGAGCCCUGCACCCCUGGGGGUCAUUCCAUUCCAGUUGGGGUUCAUCUUCACACAGCGGGCCCGGCUUCAGGCGCCCACAUCCUCUGUCAUUCCUGCCACCCUGGGCACAGAGCUAGCGCUGGUGCUGAGCCUCUGCUCCCAUCGGGUGAACCAUGCCUUCCUCUUCGCUGUCCGAAGCCGGAAGCACAAGCUGCAACUGGGCGUGCAGUUCCUCCCCGGCAAGACGGUCGUCCACCUGGGACCCCGGCGCUCUGUGGCCUUCGACCUUGAUGUGCAUGAUGGGCGCUGGCACCACCUGGCCCUCGAGCUCCGUGGCCGUACGGUCACCCUGGUGACAGCCUGUGGGCAGCACCGGGUUCCUGUUCCACUGACUUUCCACCGGGACCCAGCGCUCGACCCCGAGGGCACCUUCCUGUUCGGGAAGAUGAGUCUGAGUGCGGUCCAGUUUGAAGGUGCCCUGUGCCAGUUUAGUAUCUACCCUGUGACGCACGUUACCCAUAAUUACUGCACCUAUCUGAGGAAGCAGUGUGGACAGGCUGCCAUGUACCGGCCCCAGCUGGGACCUCUCUUCCCCCGGGACUCUGGUUCCCCCUUCACCUUCCGGACCAAUCUCCCAGUGCUGGGUCUGCAGAACCUGACGACUGUUGCACCAGCUCUGAGGUUGCGGCCAGUAGGCAAGGAGGCCAAGGUGACUGUGGUACCCACCCCACCCACUAAGUCUCUAAAGACUAGUACCAUGGGCCCUCCCCAGCAUGCCACAGCCGGGGGCCCAGCCUGGACCCCACUGCCACCUGCUAAGCUAUUGGCCAGUCACACUAGUCCUCCUAGACCCCUGUCCUCUCUGACCAGCAUGGCCAGAGCUCCCCGCCCUGCAGCACCACCUGCUCAGCUAUCAGGGAAGAGCACAGAUACCCAAGUCCCCAAACGCCUCCCAACUGAGCCUUCUACCCCUUCUCCUUCAGUUGCCCCUGUCAAAACCUCACGUCCCACCCAGAAGGCAGCUCCACCCUCCUUCCCAGUGUCGGCCCCAUCCACUCAGAAGCCAGUGACACCUACUUCCCGCUCACAUCCUGCUGCAGUGAGGUCGUCUCAGAGGAGUCCCCGAAAACCCAGCACCCAGCCCCUACCUGCUGCCAUUCUCUCGUCCAAAAAACUCUUUCCCGCAGUGACUCAGACCAAGGCCAAAAUGACCAGUCACGCCAGUAAGCCAGCCCCUGCCUACACCAGCACACAUAAACCACCCCAGCCCACUGUUUUGUCCUCAUCUGUUCCCAGUCCUGACUCUACCAGGACCCCUGGGCUACCAGCCACAGUGGUGCCUCCAAUGUCAGGCACCAGAACUACCACAACGGUCCCUCCUGCUUCAACCCCCAUGAGAAGCAAGAAGCCCACUGGAUCAGAAGCCACCAAGAAAGCCAGACCCAAGAGCAACCCCCAGGAUCCUGUUCCCUCAAGAUCUGAGAAGACAGCCAGGGAUACCCAGUUGAACAAGCCGAUAACCCAGCCUAGCCCCAGACAGCCCAGUCAGCGGACCACCCCGGCCCCAGCACUGGCCCCAGCUCGAUUCCUGUCAUCCAGCCCUCGGCCCACUAGCAGUGUCUACUCAUUCUUCCAUCUAGUGGGGCCCACAUCUUUCUCCCUGCUGAUGGGGCCUCCAGGACCCAAGGGAGACUGUGGUUUGCCGGGUCCCCCUGGGCUACCCGGGCUACCUGGAACCUCUGGUGCACGAGGGCCUCGGGGUCUUCCUGGGCCUUAUGGAAAUCCAGGUCUCCCAGGUCCCCCUGGAGCCAAAGGACAGAAAGGGGACUCGGGGCUUUCACCAGGAAAGGCCCAUGAUGGGGCAAAGGGCGAUGCGGGCUUAUCAGGGCUCCCUGGGAAUCCAGGACCUCUUGGACGAAAGGGCUUCAAGGGAUAUCCUGGACCGGCGGGGCACCCCGGAGAACAGGGGCGGCCAGGACCUGAGGGCAGCCCAGGGGCCAAAGGUUACCCUGGCAGGCAGGGGCUACCUGGACCAGUAGGAGGCCCAGGCCCCAAAGGCAGCCGGGGUUACAUCGGACUCCCAGGGCUCUUCGGCCUGCCAGGGUCCGACGGAGAGCGAGGUCCACCCGGCGUUCCUGGCAAGAGGGGCAAGAUGGGUAGGCCGGGGUUUCCUGGAGACUUUGGAGAACGAGGCCCUCCUGGACUGGAUGGAAACCCUGGAGAAUUGGGCCUGCCGGGGCCCCCAGGAGUCCCUGGCCUCCUUGGCGACAUGGGAUUGUUGGGUCCAAUUGGUUACCCAGGACCCAAGGGCAUGAAGGGGCUGAUGGGAAACAUGGGGGAACCCGGACUGAAAGGUGAUAAGGGUGAACAAGGGGUUCCAGGUGUGUCAGGAGACCCCGGAUUCCAAGGAGACAAGGGAAGCCAGGGUUUGCCAGGAUUCCCAGGUGCACGGGGGAAGCCAGGGCCUCCAGGCAAAGUUGGAGACAAAGGAUCUCUUGGGUUUCCUGGGCCCCCUGGACCUGAGGGAUUCCCUGGAGAUAUUGGCUCCCCCGGGGACAAUGGCCCAGAAGGCAUGAAGGGUAAGCCUGGAGCUCGAGGCCUGCCGGGACCCCAAGGGCAGCUAGGGUUAGAGGGCGAUGAGGGACCCAUGGGGCCACCAGGGGCACCUGGCUUGGAGGGUCUACUGGGCAGGAAGGGUUUUCCUGGGAAGCCUGGCCCAGAUGGCUUGAAGGGAGAACCAGGGAAUCCUGGGCGUCCUGGGCCCAUGGGCGAGCUGGGUCUGCUGGGCUUCAUUGGUCUGGUCGGGGAACCAGGGAUUGUGGGAGAAAAGGGUGACCGGGGCAUGAUGGGACCCCCAGGCGCUCCCGGACCCAAGGGGUCAAUGGGCCACCCUGGAACUCCAGGUGGUACUGGGACCCCCGGAGAGGCUGGACCCUCGGGCCCUUCAGGAUCUCGAGGCCCACCAGGCAUGAGGGGAGCCAAGGGACACCAGGGCCCCCGUGGACCAGAUGGAACAGCUGGGGAGCCAGGCUCCAGAGGCCUGAAGGGCCCUCCAGGACCACAGGGCAGACCGGGCCAAUCUGGGCAGCAGGGAGCGUCUGGUGACCGAGGGUACGCAGGCCCUCAAGGCUUUCCUGGCAUCCAGGGUCCCUCAGGUCCUCCAGGCACCAAGGGCCUCCCAGGAGAACCGGGCCCUCAGGGUCCACAGGGACCAAUCGGUUCCCCAGGAGAGAUGGGACCCAAGGGGCCGCCAGGGCCAGUGGGAGAACUGGGCCUUCCUGGAGAAGCUGGGAUGAAGGGUGACCUUGGACCCCUGGGUGCCCCUGGUGAGCAGGGCCUUGUUGGGCAGCGGGGAGAGCCAGGCCUGGAGGGUGACAGUGGACCCACAGGGCCUGACGGGUUGAAGGGGGACAGAGGUGACCCAGGGCCUGAUGGUGAACGUGGUGAGAAAGGCCAGGAGGGGCUGAUGGGCGAUGAUGGGCCCCCAGGGCCCCCUGGAAUCACUGGCGUCCGGGGUCCUGAAGGAAAACCAGGCAAGCAAGGAGAGAAGGGCCGGAUAGGAACCAAGGGUGCCAAGGGCUACCAAGGACAGCUGGGUGAGAUGGGCACCCCAGGAGACCCUGGACCCCCUGGCACCCCAGGCCCUAAAGGAUCUCGGGGCAGUCUGGGACCAACGGGUGCUCCCGGACGGAUGGGGCCCCAAGGAGAACCAGGACUGGCUGGUUAUGACGGACACAAAGGCAUUGUGGGACCCCUUGGACCUCCUGGACCAAAAGGUGAAAAGGGGGAGCAGGGUGAUGAUGGCAAGGCUGAGGGGCCCCCUGGACCACCUGGAGAUCGGGGCCCAGUGGGUGAUCGAGGGGACCGUGGAGAAGCGGGUGACCCUGGAUACCCUGGUCAUGAGGGUGUACAAGGCGUCCGUGGAAGACCAGGCCAACAGGGCCGCCCCGGGCAUCCUGGACCCCGGGGGCGGCCGGGACCCAAAGGAUCAAAAGGCGAGGAGGGACCAAAGGGAAAGCAAGGCAAGGCUGGUGUCCCAGGCAGGAGGGGGAUCCAGGGCAUGCAGGGGCUGCCAGGGCCCCGGGGCGUGGUGGGGAGACAGGGCCCCGAGGGCGUUGCUGGACCAGAUGGGCUUCCUGGCAGGGAUGGCCUAGCAGGACAGCAGGGGGAACAGGGAGAUGAUGGGGACCUUGGCCCCAUGGGUCCUACUGGGAAGAGAGGAAAUCCAGGGGUGGCUGGCUUACCUGGAGCACAGGGACCCCCAGGAUUCCAGGGUGAGAAUGGGUUACCCGGGCAGCUGGGUCCUCCUGGCAAGCGAGGGACAGAGGGCGGAACGGGGCUUCCUGGAAACCAGGGAGAGCGUGGAUCCAAAGGCCAGUCGGGUGACUCUGGAGAGAUGGGCUUCCCAGGAAUGGCUGGCCUCUUUGGACCCAAGGGGCCCCCUGGAGACAUUGGCUUCAAAGGCAUCCAGGGUCCUCGGGGUCCGCCUGGCUUGAUGGGAAAGAAAGGAAUCAUCGGGCCCCUUGGGGUCCUGGGACCUUCUGGAAUCCCGGGCCCAAAAGGUGACAGAGGCAGCCGAGGGGACUCGGGAUUACCAGGCCCACAGGGUCCUCCCGGCCCAAGAGGGCGGCCUGGUCCACCGGGUCCUCCAGGGAGCCCUCUUCAGUUUCAACAAGAUAGCCUUGGGGCAGCUUUCCAGCCGUGGAUGGACAGUAACAGAGCCCUUAGAAUGGAGGGUUACAGCCAUGCAGAUCGGCUGGUGCUGGACCAGGGAGGGGAGAUUUUUAAAACCUUACACUACCUCAGCAACCUCAUCCAGAGCAUUAAGACGCCUUUGGGCACCAAAGAGAACCCUGCCCGGGUCUGCCGGGACCUCCUAGACUGUGAGCAGAAGAUGGUGGAUGGUACCUACUGGGUGGAUCCAAACCUUGGUUGCUCAUCUGACACCAUCCAAGUCUCCUGUAACUUCUCGCAUGGUGGACAGACAUGUCUCAAGCCCGUCACGGCCUCGAAGGUCGAGUUUGCGGUCAGCCGGGUCCAGAUGAAUUUUCUGCACCUGCUAAGCUCCGAGGUGACGCAGCAUAUCACCAUCCACUGCUUUAACAUGACCGUGUGGCAGGAGGGUACCGGGCAGAUCCCAGCCAAGCAGGCUGUGCGCUUCCGGGCCUGGAAUGGACAGAUUUUUGAAGCUGGGGGUCAGUUCAGGCCAGAGGUAUCCAUGGAUGGCUGCAAGGUCCAGGAUGGCCGCUGGCAUCAGACACUCUUCACCUUCCGGUCCCAGGAUCCCCAGCAGCUGCCCAUUGUCAGUGUGGACAACCUCCCUCCUGCCUCAUCCGAGAAGCAGUACCGCCUGGAAGUUGGACCUGCGUGCUUCCUCUAA